AUGGUCGAUAAAGAAUCUAACGCUCUCGGCGCUGUUUAUCAACUCGGUAUCGACUCACGCAAGCCAAAGAAGACGAUUGAGAGGAGGACUGUCGAAUACGCGGGUGAAUUAGCUGCCUGGAAUAGAGAUCGUAGGAAUAUCACAAGUCCUCGUCCAAAUCAAUUCCUUAGACCUGGUUUGGAUCAUAUUGUUGAGCUGCGCCCCCCUGAAGCUUACAGCAAUCCAACUACUUCGAUUGCUGCAAAAUUCGUUCAAGCAUCCGUCAAUAAGAUCAAGUGCUCUAUCAAUGUUGUAGCUUGGACCCCAGAUGGUCGUCGUCUACUCACUGGCUGUCACUCUGGUGAAUUCGUCUUGUGGAAUGGCUUAACUUUCAACUUUGAGACUAUCUUACAAGCUCACGACUCCUCCAUUAGAGCCCUCGCAUACACUUACUCUGGCGACUGGAUCAUUUCCGCUGAUUCUGCCGGUACUGUCAAAUAUUUCAACCCCGCCAUGAACAAUGUUGCUGCUUGGCAGGCACAUGGCAACAAAGAUACCGGUAUGGACACUGCCAUACGUGGUGUAGCAGUCUCUCCCACUGACCAGCACUUUGUUACCGCAUCCGACGACCAGACGCUUAAAGUUUGGGCAUUUGGUGAGCAUCGUGAAGAGCGUACCCUCACAGGCCACGGUUGGGACGUAAAAUGUGUUGAUUGGCAUCCUCACAAAGGUCUUAUAAUGAGCGGCGGUAAAGACAAUCUCGUCAAAUUCUGGGAUCCAAGACGGCCGUCUGAUCUAUCUACCUUGCACGGACACAAGAACACAGUACAAACGUGUAGAUUCUCUCCUGAUGGUUUGCUAGCUGCCACUGGAUCACGUGAUCAAAGCGUCAGAGUUUUUGAUCUACGCGCAAUGAAGGAUCUUACAGUUUUGAAAGGUUUCGAUAGGGAGGUAUGCUCACUGGCUUGGCAUCCUAUUCAUCCGGUGCUUGUCACGGGUACGGCGACAGGCGCUAUGGUUUACCAUUCCCUCGCUCACCCUCACGACCCAAAGAGUACAACAAACCCUAUAGCGAGUGUCGACUGGGCCCACGAGAGUAGUGUGUGGUCAAUGGCUUGGCAUCCCCUCGGUCACCUCAUGGCGUCAGGCUCUAACGACUAUACUACACGCUUCUGGGAGCGCGAGAGACCGGGAAGAGCCGUUGGGAGGGAUAAGUUCCAUCACGGUCCUAUGUCAGAGGAGGAAGAGAAGGCUUUACUUCAAGGUCCUUCCAUCUCCCCACAAACCAACAAGUCGGAGGACGAGGACAUGCCCUUACCUGGACUCGGGAACACAAACACUGGCAUCAACAGUAUUUAUGCUGUCGGUCCAAUUGAAGGCCCUCUGCCUGGCUUCGACGGGUAG
Molecule: messenger RNA, 1383 nt
Organism: Wallemia ichthyophaga EXF-994
Lineage: Eukaryota; Fungi; Basidiomycota; Wallemiomycetes; Wallemiales; Wallemiaceae
Product: Polyadenylation factor subunit 2
Exons: 4
Coding region: 1-1383 (460 amino acids)
Cellular component (GO): mRNA cleavage and polyadenylation specificity factor complex
Molecular function (GO): protein binding
Source: RefSeq, a predicted model, not a curated record